GCAGCGGCUGCCACGUCCCGGGGCGGGCGGCGGCGCGGCCAAUGGCGGGCGCGGCCGGGGCGGGGAGGGCCGGGGCCUGCGCUGGGCCUGGCGCGAGGGGCGCGGCCCCGGCGGCACAGACAGCGCGGCUGCGGAGCGGGACGCACCAUGUGCGGCAUCUUUGCUUACCUGAACUACCAUGUGCCCAGGACGAGGAGGGAGAUCCUGGAGACCCUCAUCAAGGGGCUGCAGCGCCUGGAGUACCGGGGCUACGACUCUGCAGGUGUGGGACUGGACGGAGGAAAUGACAAAGACUGGGAGGCCAAUGCUUGCAAAAUCCACAUUAUCAAGCAGACGGGGAAAGUGAAGGCUCUGGAUGAAGAGGUUCACAAGCAACAGGACAUGGACCUGGACAUCGAGUUCGACGUGCACCUGGGCAUCGCCCACACGCGCUGGGCCACGCACGGCGAGCCCAAACCUGUGAACAGCCACCCGCAGCGCUCGGACAAGAACAACGAGUUCAUCGUCAUCCACAACGGCAUCAUCACCAACUACAAGGACCUGCAGAAAUUCCUGGAGAGCAAGGGCUACGACUUCGAGUCGGAGACGGACACGGAGAGCAUCGUCAAGCUGGUCAAGUACAUGUACGACAACCGCGACAGCGACGACAUCAGCUUCUCCACGCUGGUGGAGAGGGUCAUCCAGCAGCUGGAAGGUGCUUUUGCCCUUGUGUUCAAGAGUGUUCAUUACCCUGGGCAGGCAGUUGGUACCAGGCGAGGCAGCCCCCUGCUCAUCGGCGUGCGCAGCGAGCACAAGCUGUCCACAGACCACAUCCCCAUCCUGUACCGCACAGCCGUACAAUCUAUGGAUCAUUCUUUUGAUGGAAUAUCCAUAAAAAUGGAGGAAGGGAAGGACAAGAAGGGGAGCUGCAACCUGUCCCGGGUGGACAGCACCACCUGCCUCUUCCCCGUGGAGGAGAAAGCUGUGGAAUAUUACUUUGCUUCUGAUGCCAGCGCGGUCAUCGAGCACACCAACCGCGUGAUCUUCCUGGAGGACGACGACGUGGCGGCCGUGGUGGACGGCCGUCUGUCCAUCCACCGCGUCAAGCGCACGGCCGGCGACCACCCGGGCCGGGCAGUGCAGACCCUGCAGAUGGAGCUGCAGCAGAUCAUGAAGGGUAACUUCAGCUCAUUCAUGCAGAAGGAAAUAUUUGAACAGCCAGAAUCUGUUGUUAAUACCAUGAGAGGAAGGGUCAACUUUGAUGACUACACUGUGAACCUGGGUGGGCUGAAGGAUCACAUCAAGGAGAUCCAGAGGUGCCGGCGUCUGAUCCUCAUCGCCUGUGGCACGAGCUACCACGCAGGAGUGGCAACCCGCCAGGUGCUGGAGGAGCUGACGGAGUUACCUGUCAUGGUGGAGCUGGCCAGUGACUUCCUGGACAGGAACACCCCCGUGUUCAGGGACGAUGUCUGCUUCUUCCUCAGCCAGUCAGGGGAGACUGCAGACACCCUGAUGUGCCUCCGGUACUGCAAGGAGAGGGGAGCCCUGACCGUGGGCAUCACCAACACCGUGGGCAGCUCCAUCUCGCGCGAGACCGACUGCGGCGUGCACAUCAACGCGGGCCCCGAGAUCGGCGUGGCCAGCACCAAGGCCUACACCAGCCAGUUCGUGUCCCUGGUGAUGUUUGCCCUGAUGAUGUGUGACGACAGGAUCUCCAUGCAGGAGCGGCGCAAGGAGAUCAUGAGGGGGCUCAAGGGGCUGCCAGACUUGAUCAAGGAGGUGCUGAGCAUGGAUGAUGAGAUCCAGAAGCUGGCCACGGAGCUGUACCACCAGAAGUCUGUCCUCAUCAUGGGACGGGGCUACCACUACGCCACGUGUCUGGAGGGAGCCCUGAAAAUCAAAGAAAUCACCUACAUGCACUCGGAGGGGAUCCUGGCUGGGGAGCUGAAGCACGGCCCCCUGGCCCUGGUGGACAAGCUGAUGCCUGUGAUCAUGAUCAUCAUGAGAGACCACACCUAUGCCAAGUGCCAGAACGCCCUGCAGCAGGUCAUUGCACGCCAGGGCCGGCCUGUGGUGAUUUGUGACAAGGAGGACAUCGAGACCAUCAAGAACAACAAAAGGACAAUCAAAGUGCCCCACUCGGUGGAUUGCCUGCAGGGCAUCCUGAGCGUCAUCCCCCUGCAGCUGCUGGCCUUCCACCUGGCCGUGCUCAGGGGCUACGAUGUUGAUUUCCCAAGAAAUCUGGCCAAGUCCGUAACUGUAGAGUGAAAGAUCAUCUGAAUCAUAGGGGCAAAGGGGAAUUAAAUGAAAGACUUUUUUUGGUACCAAAAUAACUCGAUUUUAAAGCCCCCUAGGUAAAUCUUAUUUUGGUAAAUCGUUGUUUGUGUACAAGAUCACCAUAAUUCCAUUGCAUUAGUGAUUGUCCAGUUGAUUCCACGUGCUACAUCAAUAGCUCUGGAUUUUUUUUUUGAUCAAUACUUCCAUGAAAGAUGUUAAAUGGUUUUCCUUAAAGGUUGCUGAGUCCUCUAGGUGAGGGGUUCCUCUGAGCUGGUGUCAUUGUCCCUUCCCCGACGUGGCUCAGCCCAGUCUCUGCUGGGGAAGCUCUGAAGGAAUUCCCAGUGCCCUGUGGUGCUCUCAGGCAGUGAAGCAGGACACCAGGACACACCACUGGAACAAGAGCUGGCACUGCUCACGCCUGGGCAGGAAUUUUAGCAGUGAAGGAAGCUGCAGGCAAGCCUUGGGGUGCACCCCUGCCUCAGGAGCAGGAGGGAACUCAGCUGGCACAGCCUGCCAGGGAGGUGAUGCUGCUCCAGGGGGGUUUAUCCAUGCCAAAUCCAGAGCAAGUGACAAUCUCCUGGCCAUGGUGGCCACGGGACCUGGCUCUGAGCUGCUGCUGCUGCUGCUUGGGGCUGUGAAAACAAGAGGAGCUUUUCCUGUGCUGAGGAUUUGCCCUGGAACUGAGGGGCACUGAGAGCACCUGGGGGUGACACACCUGGCUGUGACACACCUGGGGGUGACACACCUGGGGGUGACACACCUGAGUGACCCAGCUCUGUGCAACACCUGAAAGGGAUAAAAAGGCUCCAUAAACACAACAGAAACAACCUUUGAAAAUUGCCUUGGUAAUAAAGAAAUUGCCUAAAGAAAUUACCUUGGCCAUAUUUCUGUAACAAGGUUGAAGAGAAUCAGAAAUGACACAGAAAAUAACACCUUCAGGACUGAAAACCUGACUUUUUCAGAGUCAUCCAGGGGCAGUUAUUAUGCAUUUCCUAAUGUGGAAAGGUGAAUUUCCUCCCAUCUUGCUGGGUUUUGAAUUGGCUUUCCACAGGCACUGUCAAACCUGCUGGUGACUGUUCCAGGGGAUUUACUGCCCCUGAAAAAUGGCUUUAGCAAAUUGAGGAGUGCCCAGUUCCCCUGGCACAGGGGAAUAUUCCAAAGACUCUGUGGCAAUUCUGCUUGGUCUAAACCCACAGGGACUCCUUCAGUUCAGUUCAGUGCCAGCAAAGGCUCAGAUGAUGAGACUGAAAUGAAACGAAAAAUGAAAUGAAAUGGAAUGAAAUGAAAUGAAAUGGAAUGAAAUGCUGGGUGCCUGGAAAAGCUUCUCCAAGGCAGUGCAUGUGUUUAUUAACCUGUCACAGCUGUUGAUUUGGGAACACACCGUGCUGCCAGUGUCUGUUGAAGAACAAAGUGGUAAAUUCUGCAUUUUGCUUCAGCACGAGCUGUGUGUGAGGCACUGCCCUGGCACAGCUGUGCCUAAACACCACCUGUACCCCCUCCCUGCUUCCCUGGAGGAGGAGAAUUGAGGAAAAAACCAAGGAUUUUGCAAUCACAGGUGGGAGGGAGGUGCUCUUCCUCCUCCUCCUCCUCCUCAGCUUGCUUCAGAGCCCCUGCAGGGCUGGGUCUGUGCAGUGCCCCAUCCUUUGCUCUCAGAACAGCAUCUGUUAAUUAAUAUUAGUCAAUAAUCCCCUUGAGGGGGUGCUUCAAGGCCCUUUUCCUCCCCCUGCAGCCAGCCCUGCUUUCCUGCUGCCUGGCACAGAGCAGGGGGCAGUGGCAGCGUGCCAGUGGCACACCUUGCUGGGAGCUGCCUGCAAACAGGACCAAAGAGCUGAGCUGGCAGUGCCCAGGGGGGUGUGCUGAGCUCCCUGGCAGUGCCCUGUGCCACACCAAGCCCUGCCCCUGCAGCUGGGGGCACGGAUGGCUCCUGGCACAGGCGGUGCCCCCUCCUCUGCUGCCAAACCCAAAGGGGGAUGCUGUGGGCUCAGCCCCUCAAGGAUGCUCUGCAGCACAUUUUUAGGGAGAAUUGCCCUGCUGGGCACGGCAGGGAGCUCGUUGGCAUCUCCUGGUGGUUGUUGUUGCCAUGCAGUGUGAAGUGGGGAUGCACACAGGACUCUGCUGGCUCUCCUUACCUCAUUCUGUCCCCGUGUUGCAUUUCUGAGCAGAUGAUGUUUCUCUUUCCCCUGGGAAGCUUUUAGGAUGUCUCGUGGUAUUUAUUAACAGCCAGUCAGUCUUCUGCUCUCCCAAAUGAAUGUUUUGCUUACUGAGCCAGUGAAAUUCUCUCCUUCCUCACUGAGGUGUUGCAAAAUUCAGUAGCUCUGUCUCUAAAAUUGAGCCACAGGUAAAUACAAAGGGAGGCCUUUGCCACCUGGACCAGCAGCUCCUCCCGUGGCCACAGCUUAUUUUGGUGUGAGUAGCUCUGCCCCUCACCUGCAGAAGCUCCUGGAGGGUUUUAAUUCCCAAAAAAAAAGCAGAGAGCUCCCAGCCCAGCACACCUUUCUGCCCAGUUCCACACUCACUCAAACUGAGCUGCACGUGGAGUUUGCUGCAGCCAGAAAGGUUUUGUAUCCCCCUGGCUCUGCUGCAGAAGGGCUGGGGGCAGCUUUUCCCCCCAGAUUUCUCACAGCCAGCACUCUGUGCAGAGCCCAUCAGUGCCUGGGGCUGUCCCUGGGCAGGGCCAUCUCCAAAACCACCCCCCAGAGCCUUUCCCAGCCUCCUGGCACGAGCAGAACCCUCAGCCUGAGCCUUAAGCCCAGCCCAAAGCCUCUGGGGGCACAAAUGACACACAGCAGAGCAGAGCUGGGCCUGUCCCCUCCCUGGCUGUCCCUGGUGCCACAAGCAGGUGCCUGGUGGAUGGAUGGAGGGAGGGAGGGGCUGGAAUUAAGUAGCUCAAGUAGCAGGUCAGUGUUUAGCUGUGGCUAAUUUUAGAUCCUACCUGAAUGUACCAAACUUGCCUCAAAGCAUGGAGUCCCCUCCUCUUCACCAGGACAGGAAGAAGAAGAAGAAACAAAAAUAUUUGGGUUGGCAAAAAAAAAAAAAAAAAGAAAAAAAAAAAGAAAGAAAA
Passer domesticus (house sparrow) is the source of this 5317-nucleotide messenger RNA. RefSeq names its product glutamine--fructose-6-phosphate transaminase 1 (gene GFPT1). Gene Ontology annotation, biological process: UDP-N-acetylglucosamine metabolic process; fructose 6-phosphate metabolic process; protein N-linked glycosylation. NCBI's taxonomy places the organism in Eukaryota, Metazoa, Chordata, Aves, Passeriformes, Passeridae. The transcript is spliced from 20 exons. Gene Ontology annotation, molecular function: carbohydrate derivative binding; L-glutamine:D-fructose-6-phosphate transaminase (isomerizing) activity. Bases 148 to 2247 code for a protein of 699 amino acids. The record is from RefSeq and is a predicted model, not a curated record.